CGCAGGAGAUCGAGAGAACACGGUGAAACACCCCCAAUAUUCAGCUGGAACCAUUUCUCUCUGAUGGGGGAUUACGGAAUAGCUGUAUCCGCCAAUAUUGGAGGUUUAACGUCUUUGAAUAGCAAACAUAUUUUACAGAGCAAAGGUAUAUUUACAUCCGAUACAUCGCCAACUCGUACCAUGCAAGAUGACAUUUUACUCGAAAAAUCGACCAGUAAACAGACGCAGCAACUCCAAGUGAAUUCUGAAAAUGGAACUGAUCAAAAUGGCGAGAACUUUGCUAAGAACGGGAAAAUUGACACUAAUGCGCAGUUGGAUGAUAGACGGCCUGAUUUACUCGGAAAUGUGAGUACAAGUUCCAUGAAUGCUGGCGAGGUCACUAACGGUACGACAACAGCUGUCAUCUCAAUGUCGUCUGCCGCUCCGGCAUUUUGGUCAAACGCAGCAACAGAUGACAGUUUCGUCCAAGGAUUCCCUUCUGUUAAUGGUACUGUUGCAUUCCAACAGUUUCCUCCUACAGCAAAUAACAUGUUUAAUGCUGCACUGGCAUCCCAUAUGGGGAUGAACGUUCCCCCUCAGCAACAGCCACCCCCACGAAGGGCGAUAACAGCACAUCACAACUUUCCACAACGACAGGGUAUGAUGAUGAAUAACAAUUCUAAAUCCUAUCCUAACUGGAGUAACGCCCCCCAGCCAGCAUCAUGGUCACAACAAACACAAUCGUUCUCUACGGGAUGGGCAAAUGUACCACAGCAAAGAAGAUCUAUGCCCAGUAUGAAUCCAGUUUUAAAGAAACCCAGUAUUAACAACCAGUACCAUCGUGUUGGUCAGUCUACACCAUUGAUAUCACCGUCCAAGUUUCGUCGAAGUACAUCUUUCCCAGGACAGAUGCACCAGACUGCCCUGCUUAAACCAAAUCUCGACUUACAUAGCCUUGAUGACUCCCAAAGAGAUGCAGUUCUAACCUAUCAGGAUCGGAGUGGUUCUUAUGAUAGCAUGAGAUUUUCAUCAUUCGAGACCCAGCUACUAGAUAUCAUGAGGUCUACUGGAGAUCCUAAUGAAACCCUCAAAGGAAAACCUACUUUUGGAUUUGGAGAAGGACUAGAUGAGGACAGUUUAGACCAGUCUGGAGGGUCAUUUCAUGGGGGGUCCCAAGGCUCUCCUGGCUCCCAGGGAGAACGUAUAGAGAGAUUCUCAAGGAAAGUCUUUGUUGGGGGUCUACCACCUGACAUUGAUGAAGAGGAAAUAACUGCAGCUUUUAGAAGAUUUGGUGCCCUGGUUGUUGACUGGCCCCAUAAGGCAGAGAGCAAAUCCUAUUUUCCUCCAAAAGGUUACUGCUUUUUACUUUUUCAAGAUGAGAUGUCAGUCCAAGCUUUGAUUGAAUCCUGUAUCGUGGAUGAUGACAAAUUGUACUGGUGUGUUUCCAGUCCUACGAUGAAAGAUAAACCUGUUCAGAUCCGGCCAUGGAACUUAAGUGAUUCUGACUUUGUGAUGGAUGGGUCCCAGCCACUUGACCCAAGAAAAACUAUUUUUGUUGGAGGAGUUCCUAGACCUCUGAGAGCAGUGGAGCUGGCUAUGAUAAUGGAUAGGUUAUACGGCGGUGUAUGCUAUGCAGGGAUUGACACCGACCCAGAAUUGAAGUACCCAAAGGGGGCAGGAAGAGUGGCAUUUUCCAAUCAACAGAGCUACAUUGCUGCUAUCAGUGCAAGAUUUGUCCAGCUACAGCAUGGGGAAAUAGAUAAAAGGGUGGAGGUGAAACCCUAUGUAUUGGAUGACCAAAUGUGUGAUGAGUGCCAAGGUGCCAGAUGUGGAGGAAAGUUUGCACCAUUCUUCUGUGCAAAUGUCACUUGCUUGCAGUAUUAUUGUGAGCACUGUUGGGCCCAGAUCCACUCUCGGCCAGGAAGAGAAUUUCAUAAGCCACUGGUAAAGGAAGGAGCUGAUCGACCCAGAGCUGUACCAUUUCGAUGGUGUUAAGGCUUGGUCAGGAAUGUGAAAAGCUGCCUCGUUCAGAUAUUCAGAGUCGCCUGGUGAAGCUAAUUUAUAAUUUUUAAAGGAAAGAAGAUGAGACAGAUUAGAUUUUGAAAUGUGAAGUAUUUAUGAGAUCAUUUGAUACAAACAACAUUUAUAUAUUUAUCUGUAGAUAUUCUGUUAUCCAUAUUUUUUAUUUUAGUCAGAAUUUAGAGUUAAUAUAUUUAUUACAAAUAUUGUAUUGUGAUUUCGUCAGUGCUGCACUGCCACAACAUUAUGUGGAUAUAGUUAUUUGAUAUUUAUGCAGUCUCCUUGCAAAACUGUGAUUGUGUCUGGCAAAUUGACAGGACCACAAGUAUUUACUUGUAGUCACAGGGUGAGAAGCUUUGCCCUAAUCUCCUAGCAGAGGUAUGGUUAUAGAUGUUUAGUGCUCUCGUAAUACUGUGUGUUGUCUGGUUCAGAACAGCAGUAUUGCCAAAAGCUGUUCAGCUUAUGUUCAGGACAACAUCACAGCCUGUACAACUAUGUUGUGAACUGUUUUCAUCAGGUUUUAAGGUUUCUGUCAAUCUUUACCAUGGUUUAUGGGAUUUUGAACUAUUUUAUUUGCCUUGUAGCAUAUUUAUUCAACAGUAGCUUAUUUAGUAGAGUGUAUUUUUAUUUGAAAAUUAUAUUCUGUCACUUUUUGAAUUGUCAGUAUAAAGAGCAAGUGCACACAUCUAUAAACAUACUUUUGCAGGUGGUUGAAAACAGUCAGUUUCAACUGAUAUGCUAUUAGAUAGGUAUGCUGUGGUUCAGAUUUUUUGUAUGUUUUUUGUGGAUAACAUAUCCACACCAAUAUGGUUAGCACUAUACUUACUAAAUGACAACUUGUCUCGCACAGCCAGUCCAGACACACCUGGACAUGGCCAUCUGUACAGAGGAACAUGUUCUAGGGCUGGAGACAAUCUGUCAGAAAAUCACAGCUUAUGUGAAACAUGCAGUCGUUCAGUCUGCACACUGUAUAAGGGUUGGUUACUCUGUAGAGGGGAUGCUUUUCAUUAUGGAUGGGUUGACUUGCUCAAAGGGUUUAGUCUUCUUCUUACUUACAAAAAAGGUUUACCCUUUUUGUGCAAAGAGUUAAACUACUACUUCUAGCUGUAUGUACUAAAAGAUCUUUACUUUCCAAGAUGGGAUAUGUUUACCCAUACAUUCAGGAGAGGACAAAACAUUGGUGGAACGAUCCACUGGAUGACAGAAAGUAUACCCAUUAUACAAGAGGGUUUAGCUCACUUUACACUGGAGAUGUUGGCGUUCCAGUAUUCAAUAUAGGUGUAACUACCUCUGCAUUAAGGAGAAAUUGAAUUUACCCAUAAUACAAGAGGAAAGACCUGUCCUUUGCAGCAUACCAUAAGUGUAGAGAUAUGUUAGAGGAACUAUCCUGUCCAAAAUGUGGUUAUUUUCAACUCUUACAAUUAUGAGGGGUUGUGUAUCUUAACAUGCAAGAACAUUUCCCGCAGAGAGUUAAUGAGUACUAUCUAGUCAUAAUGAAGUGUUUCACUUUCGACAGUGGGCAUACAUUUUCUGGUCAUUUUAAUGUUUUUUUUACCGGAUUGUACUACAUAGAAAUUGUGACUAUGUAGAAAUGUUGCAGGGAAUUUUCUUAUGAUGGAACAUGUUCUUGAUAGAUUUCAGCAUUUUAAAUUUUGUAUUUAAAGGUUUAUAUAGGCAUUUUUAUACUUUUGUGCAAAUUUAAGAUUUUAAAAAGUUAUUGCAUGCAAAGUUAUAUGUUAAUUAGUUUCCUAAUUACUGUUUUACACAUCUUUUGUCAUGUUCAACAGAUUUCUACUGUGAUUUUGUCCAGUUUGUAUGGUUCAUUGUUUCAUGUUCAUUGUUUUUGCAGGCCAGUGUGUUUGUGUGUGUGAAGUAAAUGCAAAGUGAAACAAUCUUUGAUAUUUUUUCUCCACUUCAUAUUCAAUAACAUUUUAUAACAAAAGAUGAUGAGGUUUUUAAACAUGAAUACACUUGAUUAAGUGAGAGAGCUGCCAAAUUCUCUGUAGAUUCAUAAAUUAUUUUAUAUUUGUGAUAGAUCAAGGUUUGUCAUUGAUGUCCUAACUUUAAGAUACCUCAUUCUGUCACAUUGGUGAUUCAUGUUUCACACAGAGACUUUUGUAUAAUUCUGAUUUAUCAUAAAUUUGCUGAUACUUUACGAGUACAAAAUUUCUUCUGUCAUUUACAACUCCAGUCCUUGAAACUUGAUUUAUGCAAUACAGUAAUCUAAUUUUGAUUAAACAUUUUUGGUUUUUGUAUUUGUUAAUAAUAGGAAUUAGGAACAUAUUUGGAAGCUAAUCCAGUGUAUAUACUAAAUAUUAUUUAUUUGAUAAAGCAUAUAAGAUUGACUUUAAUUGACUAGCAGAGUACCGACUUGGAUACUAUAUCUAGUUAACAAUAGAUUGUUGCUAUAGGGAAAAAGCUCAAAAAGUAUUUCAGAUAGAAGCAAAUUAGAAAAAUUUGAUACAUAUUUGAUUAUUAAGGAAAUGAAAAUCCAGAAUGUGAAUUUUAUAGUUGAACUGUAGUGCUAGAUUGUUUGUAUAUUUUGAUCUUUUUAUUAUUGAAAUGUGUGAGUGUAAUUUAUUAAAUAUUUAAAUACCAUCAGGGGGUGAGUAUUUUUACUUCUCUUUAUAUGUUAUGUGUGAAAGGAACUGUAAACGUCCUGUUAAAAAACUUGGGUUGUGGAAAACAGGAGAUAACUUCAUUUGUAGUGAAUAGGUAUUCAUAGUUUUCAUUUGCUCAAAAAAUUUAAUAGAUUAUGUAGUUUGUUACACCUUUCAUAAGUUAUCCCCCUUAGUCCAGAUCCCAUACCAGUAUAUUAUAACCUAUUUAUAAACAUUAAGAUUUUUAUUAAAUGGUGUAUUCCAGAUAUUUUCACAUAUCAUACAUUUUCUGCAUGCUUAAAACAUUAUCCCUAAGUGAUCAUCCCUAGCUUUUUAUGUGUGUAGAGGCAAUCCCUUUAACUCGCAUCUGUCUUGGAAUGCCAAACACUUUAGUUUGGUGUAAUGUAGAUGUUGUUGUAUACUGUGUAAUUUGUCCAAUGGAUGGAAUUGGGUUCAUGAAUUAUAAAUAUCUGUAUGGAUAAUGUUAUAUGUCACUUCCAGUUUGAAACACUAUACCCGUCUGUAAUUAUGAUGUUAUCAAUUAUGAUAAAAGAAGAAAGCCUUUUUAUUUUUAUUCUCAACAUUUUUUAUACGUAAACAAGUAAUUAUUUCAUCUGUAAUCUGCCAAAUAUAAUUUCAGUAAAUAAAGAAUGAAUCAUAUUUUUGUUACUAUUGCAUAAGGGAAAUCAUUUUAAAAUCAAACUUGAUGUUGUCCAAUAUUGUAUAUUAGCAGAAAUAGCGAAAAUUGUACACAUAUUUCAUUGUUACAAGUGUUAUAAAGCAUGUAUCUUUCUAUUUCCACUUUGUAAUAUUCCAGGUUUUGUACUACACUUCAUAAAAAUGUGUAAAUAGUGGAUGCAAAAUGAUAAAAAAAAAAUGUAAAUGGUAGACUUAUUUUUGUUUAAGGUGCUAUUGUUUUGUAUGAAGAAAAGGAAAGCUUAAUUUAUAUUUUUUAAUUUCUUUGUUGAUAUGUUAUUGUAUUUUGUACUUUUAAAUUGAUUAACCAUCUGUCUAUUAUCUGUGUUGAUACAAGCAAUGUCGUACUCCUGUGAUUCUCCACUGCCGGUUUAUAUGUGUGUAGAUCUGUAGGGAAAUGCUGUCUACAACUGCCAUUAUUCUCCGGUCAGAUGUUUCUUUAGUUCAGUUAAUUUAUGUUUAUCUAGUAAUACAAAAAUGGACAGAUUAUUUUUUUUUUUUAUCAAAAUUUUCGUGGAAAGAAGAGUAAAAGAAAGAAUUAUAUUCUAGGUGUUUUUUUUUUUUUUAGCUCUAUUCAUGGAAUUUGUUAUACAAAAGAAUAUAAAUCAAUGUUCAAAUAUAGAUUAUUUAGUGGCUGUUGUUAAUAUGUAGAAUUCCCCCACCUUGCAUUCCAGAAUGAUUAUACCAAACAAAAUUGUAAUGUACAGUAAAAAUAAAGAUACUAACAUUUAACUUAAUAUAUAUUUAAGUCCUGAAGUAACUAUCUUAUUUUUGUUAUUAUUAUUUUUUUUUAUGCUUCAUUUGAUAUUCAGUGUUUGUUAAAAAAAAAAAAAGAAGUAAAUGCAGUCGCUUGAUUAAUAAAAAAAAGAAGCCUCUGGUAAUUAAGUGUUUUGUAGAAUAUCAUUACUAAUUGACAUUUCUACAUGUAUGAUGUCCAACGGAGCCGAGAUUGGCUGAUAUGUAUACCUUAUGGAAAGGGUGUUUUAGCAUGUCUGUGAUUAAUGAAAACAUGCGGUGUAUUACUGACCACUUCUGAUCAGUAACAGAAGAGCAGAUUGGUGAGUUGGCUUUUAGGAGAACCAUCUAAGUGUACCGCGGGACAAAUGAAGUCAGUGACAGCUAAUUUUGGAAGUAUUUGAAAUAAUCUUUGUGUCACACAAGGCUCAUUAUUAGGUGUUAGUGCCUUUUGUUGAUGAAUGACAAGUAGAUAUUUAUUUACUGAUACCACAACUUGUAGUAAAUUAUGUAUUUGUACAGUAUAUGUUUUUUAUAUUACUUUUGACAGUUUUGUUUCGCCUAAUUUGCCUUUUUUAUAUGAAGUUUUCUUGGUUGUUUUCAAGACAGCGUCACUUAAAUUUUGUGAUAGAGAAUGUCAGUUCUGAUCCAUUAAAGAUUUUAUUUUUUGUUGUGAACUAUUGGAGAUGUUCAUUCAAAAUGAAAGAUUAAAUUUCUUCGUCACUUACAUAAGGUGAUUCUAGAUCUAAUUUCAGUCUAAAAACAAUUAACGGUAUUGUUCAAUAUCAUUAACCACCAAAACAGUUUAGGCGAGGAUUACACUACCUCAUAUUGGAAAAAUACUGGUUGAGUGUUAAUUUAUUAUUAUACCUCACACCUUUUGCCUUUUAUAGGUUGGUACUCCCAAACUAUAUGGGAUUCUCAAGGGGAAAAAUCAGUACCUUAUAAAAAAUGUGAUGAGCAAGAUAACUUACCUAACCCUGAUGAGUUCUACUAAAAGCCAACAUGGUACAUUUGUAUAUAGGUAAACCAAUUAAAACUGGCUAUUUUGAAAUGGUCUCAACCAGGAAGUAGAACUGAUGAUAUUUUGGUAGUUUAAUUUUAGUUUAGAAUGUUGAAUUAUCUAAUAUGUUUAUCUACUUACAAGUACAUAGUUAUGUAGAUAAAAUGGUUAAAAGGUAAAAUGGUUUAAAUGGUAAAUGUAGAUCCUAUUCCAUAACGUAACUAAGUUCAAUUAAGGAAUAUAUAUAGUACAAGCCUGUUAAGAAAAAAAAUCAGUGUUUUUGAUUUAAUAUUCAGAUUGAACAUUGUCUUCCGACAUUUAUAAAUGAUCUUAAUUGGAUAUUCUAAAUAAUUUCAUGAGGUAAGGUGUUGACAUUUUUUGUUUGUUGGAAUAUAUUUUUGGGAGAAGUUAUGCAGAUUGCAGGGAUUACUGUAAAAAAAAAAAGUACUGCUACAUGGUUUAUAUAUAUAUAUCUUGAAAUGUAGGGCACUACUUGUAAAUUGAAUUUGUAUUUUCCGUUUUGAUAUGAGUUGAUUAAUGUUUAUUUAUUAAUUAGAUUUAUUUUUUCAUACUUUUUAUGUGGUUUCAAUUUAACAUGAACUUGCGAUACCAUGUAGUAUAGUCUACAACAAUUCCAGUACUAUGAUAAGGAAGGAUUCAGAAUCAAUACAUCAUAGCCAUGCAAGUUCUCCAUGGGAAGUUAUGAGAAAUUACAUUUCAAUUUCUUUUUAAUCUUCUGAUUUCUUUUGUUAUUGUUAUCUACAAGUGGUGAUGAGUUCCUCAGUGCAGGACUGUGUGUUGUGUGUAUUACCUUGCCACUUUCAGGCAUUACAUUGUGACGUGUGACAGUAGAAAGGUGAUGUUUAAACCUAGAUGUUUAUCUGGGAUUGAUUUUUUUAAAACAAAUGAUUAGAAGAUUUUAUUUUUCACUGAUAUUCAUGUAUGCACAAACAUGUUUAAAAAAAAAAAAAAAAAAAAACUAUUGCCUUGCAUGCUAGGUUUUGAUAACUCUACUUACUGCAACCGUUAGCAAAUGGAUUGAUGAAAGUCAGAUCUUUAUACUUUUAUAUUUAUAAAUUUUACUAAAAUGCAGAAUAAAGAAGAAAAAUUCUUUUGAACAUGAUGAGAUAAAAUUAAUAGUCCAGAUAUUCAUUCUAUGUCCAUUCAGCUACCCUAUUGAACCUCAGUGAACUUCAGUGAGAAAUAUUAAACCGGGUUUAUUGACUUUGCCUUGAUGUUUUAGGGCAACAUUGCUGAUGGGUUUUACUUGGCCUCCUAUGGGAUUACUCUGAAACUUAUGUAGAAUUACUGUAUGCUAACCUAUAGAAAAUCAUUGGACCUCCUCAAGAAAUGCUAUGUAUGAUUUUUUCCCCAGAUCUCCCAGAGAAUUGCAUACACUUGUCUAUGAAGUUUUUACUGGACUUUCCAAGGAAAUACUACAUAUAUAAUUUUCCUGGGCCUCUCAAAGAAAUGCAUGUACAUGUAUCUUGUACGGAAUUUUCCUGGGCCUCCAGGACAAAUUAUACACAGGGGAUUUUCCAAGACCUCAUAGAGAAAUACAUGUAUUAUAAAUAAAAUGUUCCUGACCUGUCCCUUUAUAGGUCUAUGAAUGGUACUGUAUUUUGGUCAAUAGUAUUUCACUGAGCCUUCCAAAGCAAUGUAUGUUGGCCUAUGGACACAUAGAAGACAACUGUCUAUUCAUAAUUUGGAAAGUGUUGUAUGCUAACCUAUAGGAGGCUUGUUAGUCUAUAGAUAUCCCUGGGCUUCACAGAGAAAAAGAUCAAUUUUUUUAUUAUCAAACAUGAUUUGCCAAACAGUGUACAAUUUUUUGUAUGAAUUUUGGAUUAUGUGCAACUUUGCCAAAGACAUACUUGCCAGAAUUUAGUCAAGCUGCAAAGGGACAAACUCUGUUUUAUAUCCAAGUUUGUCAAAGGAAACUUUGCUAGCUAAUACCGUAUAUAUAUCUGCAUCAGUCAACAAGCAACAUAUAGCCCAAUGGAUGUCAAUGAUGACACACCAUUGUUAGUCACAUGAAGAGCAGAAUACCAGUGUUUGAAGUUGGCAAUUUUUAAGGUUAUUCUUUGUAAAACAGAGGACCAGUAUAGGAUUUGUAAGGUUUGGUGUUGUGUAGUAUGAAGGUUUGUUGUCAGAGAGAAUAGGGUCUCAUGUUAUGGGUGUGGUAUCUGCUCUUCCUGUUCCCAACAGUGUUCGCACUAAUGGGAACAUUAUCCACAAGUGCAAUAUCUACAGUUACACUUUAUUUUCGUUAUUGAUUUGUUUUGUACAUGUAUCAUGUUAUAUAGAGCUAUGUAUAGCAGUACACUUGCCUUCUUAUUUUCUUUGUUUAUGCUUAGUUUCAUAGUUAAAGGAAAUUAUAAGAGUGACUAUAUAUUUAUUUUUAAUUUAUACAGCUUUUGUUAUUUUAGAGCACAGAAUUUUUUGAUUUAGAUUUUUUUAUCAUUACGUCAUUUUAGUGAUAAUUAUUUAUUAAAUCAGUACAAAAAGUUGUUUUAUCUUUUGCAAUACCUGUACUAUUUUUAAUACUUCAGUUUACAACACAAGAAGGUGUAUAUCAUAGCUUCAUCAACAACUGACAUGCAGUAUUAUUGGUUAAACAAUUUGCAUAAAAUUUUUAGUUCAAAUAUUGUAUAAAAAUGCCGCCUUCUGUAAAAUACUGGUGGUUGUUGUUAAUUAUUUUUUUACCUUUAUUUGUACAAUGAUAUAGCCUUCCAUAGAAAGCCUGUGGUGUAGUCAUUCAUACCAUACCUAUCAUCAUCUGGUGUCAGUUCACCUCCAUGUUUUUUUUAAUUCAAUAUAUAUAUCUAGAUAUAUAUAUAUUUCGAGGGUAUUGCAUGCAUCUGUAUUCCUGACCAAUUUCUCAUGGAUGUUGUGUUUGUAUAUGGGAAGUUUUCAAAUUUAUUUUUUUGUUGAAUGCAGAGUUACAAAGUGUCCUGAUGUUUCUAUGUUUUUAAUAAAGCUAAGUCAUUCUUUUAUAAUCACAAAGCAAAUCUGGUGUUGUUGAAAGCUUAUUUCAAUUACAAUAGUUUUGUAUUUAAUUUUGAUAAAACACACACACAAAAAAUGUAUCGCACCAGGCAUUAAUAGUGUUAUCAGUUACAUUUUAUGGAUUGGUCACAUGGUUUUGCUGCCUUGAUAUUUGAAAUACUUUUUUUUUCUGAUUUUUAAAAAUAUCUUUCUAACACUUAACACUUUGUGUAAGAAAUUCUUCAGCAAAUAAAGACUUUCAGUAGUAA
Molecule: messenger RNA, 10286 nt
Organism: Ylistrum balloti
Lineage: Eukaryota; Metazoa; Mollusca; Bivalvia; Pectinida; Pectinidae
Product: cytoplasmic polyadenylation element-binding protein 2-like
Exons: 8
Coding region: 64-1974 (636 amino acids)
Biological process (GO): negative regulation of cytoplasmic translation
Cellular component (GO): cytoplasm; synapse; neuron projection
Molecular function (GO): mRNA 3'-UTR binding; translation factor activity, RNA binding; ribosome binding
Source: RefSeq, a predicted model, not a curated record